Molecule: messenger RNA, 1319 nt
Organism: Priapulus caudatus
Lineage: Eukaryota; Metazoa; Priapulida; Priapulimorpha; Priapulimorphida; Priapulidae
Product: DNA-directed RNA polymerases I and III subunit RPAC1-like
Exons: 10
Coding region: 47-1081 (344 amino acids)
Biological process (GO): DNA-templated transcription
Cellular component (GO): RNA polymerase III complex; RNA polymerase I complex
Molecular function (GO): protein dimerization activity; DNA binding
Source: RefSeq, a predicted model, not a curated record
UGAUUGGUUGCGGUUGAUUCACGCUGUAUGUAAAUCCAGCGGAGCAAUGGAGCAAGCAAUGGAGAAGAUAAGAACACGUGUGAGCUUAGAAGAACACGACGUGAAAGAUGUUCACAGCACAGAUUUUCCAGGUACAUACCAGGGUUAUGAUGACAGCUGGAAUCAAAAGAAGUUCGAAAAGAACUUUAAGAUUGAUGUGAAGCGACUAACGGACUCGGAGAUGGAAUUCGAUAUGAUUGGAAUAGACACUGCCAUUGCCAACGCAUUCCGGAGGAUUUUACUAUCUGAGGUGCCAACAGUUGCUGUGGAGAAGGUUUUCAUAUACAAUAACACGUCAAUAAUACAGGAUGAGGUGCUAGCUCACAGGUUAGGACUUAUUCCUAUAUGUGCUGAUCCACGGCUUUUCGAGUACAGAACAGAAGAUCAAGAAGAGCCUACGGAAAUGGACACAAUUGAAUUCCAGUUAAAAGUGAGAUGUAUGAAAAAUACACAUGCUCCGAAAGAUGCCACAGAUCCUGAUGAGCUAUUCAAAGAUCAUAAAGUGUUAACAAAGCAUAUGAAGUGGAUACCUAUUGGCAAUCAAGCAGAUCUAUAUGGUAAGAAUGCAUUCCGGCCAGUACACGAUGACAUUCUAAUAGCUAAACUACGACCAGGACAGGAGAUCGAUUGCCGUGUACACUGUGUGAAGGGCAUAGGAAAAGAUCACGCAAAGUUUUCCCCAGUUGCAACUGCUUCUUACAGACUUCUGCCCGAAAUCAAACUGGUGAAAACAGUAGAAGGAGAUCUAGCUGAACUGCUGCAAACCUGUUUUUCUUCGGGGGUCAUAGAGGUGGAGGAAUCCAAUGGGGUGAAGCGAGCGAGGGUCGCCGACGCAAGACGCGACAUGUGCAGUAGAAACGUCUUCCGGCACGAGGAGCUGAAGGACUGCAUCACGCUGACUCGCGUCAGGGACCACUUCAUCUUUUCGGUGGAGUCGACGGGCGUGCUGCCCCCGGACGUCCUAGUGACGGAGGCCAUCAAGGUUCUCAUGUCCAAAUGUCGCGCCUUUGUCACCGAGAUGCAUGAGCAGAGGAGCAAGUAGUAAGCGCGAGGGGGACGGCUUCCACGUGCAAUUGUGCGUAAUGUGGGGGACGGUGUGGCGCAUAGGUUGCGCCAUCUGGCUGCAGUGAGGUGAAGUUUGUAAAAAAGGUGGGUCUGUGGUUCAGCUCGGUGCCUGCUUGUGUGCACAGCUGCAGUUUGAUCGUGGAGAAGAAAGAUUUUUGUUAUCGUGAAUGUGUUACAUAUUAAAACCUGUAUUUAUGAGCUAACCGUACUCUUAA